CCAUCAGUACCCAACCAACCAUUCUACAGGUAACACAAACAUCCAAGUCAAGUUCAGGUUUAUAUAUAUAAAAACCAGAAAUAUAUUUAUAGAACAUAAACAAACAAAGACAAGAUGCUGAUUGUCCGCGGAACCUACGAUGUGACGGAGCUGGUGGCUGGCUGCAUUGGAUCCUUGGGUCUCUACUUGGCCGGCAUCAAUGUGAUGCCCCUGAAGUAUGUACCCGAUUUACCGGCCGCUCUAUUUGUGCUUUCCACGGUCAUUGUAAUGCACCAUGUGCGGAUCAUGAGAUAUCCGCCGAUACAGAAGCUGUGGCGUUUACUCCUGGAACUUGUUUGCAUAUAUAUUGCCUCCCAGGUGCUGGUCGCCAUCCUUUGGGAGCAGUUUCAUGUGCUCUUAGAUGUCAUCCGGCGUACCAUGAUCAACACUACCCUGGGAGUAAGAUGUCUGAAGUCUUAUCCCAGACUGACAAUGUUUUUGCACCAGGAUCUCUGCUAUUUCGCUCAAUUGGGGCUUGCCGUGAUGCUCACCUUCAAGAUUCUGAGGCGCACCAGGGCUUUGCAAUACAUCCUGUCAGAGCAGCGUUUCUACAAUUACUUUGGAAACAACCUGGCUACGGUUGAGGUUUUUAAUGAUCAGCGGAGAUCCGCCAGUCGACGCAGACGUUAACCAGGGGCAAUCAGCGCGGCGGCGGAUCCAUAUAUGUAUACAUAUAUACAUAUUCUAUACUUUAUAUAACAAUCUAUAACAAUCGAUUAACGAUAAAACCAAUCAAAACUGUAAAUGUGUCAUCCCUCGAUACGAAAAAGAUCGGCAACAGCAAAACAAUUAUUAAAUUAAAGUA
This is a messenger RNA of Drosophila kikkawai, 844 nucleotides long. Lineage: Eukaryota; Metazoa; Arthropoda; Insecta; Diptera; Drosophilidae. The record is from RefSeq and is a predicted model, not a curated record.